CCAAUUAACGCUGCGUUUGUGUGUGUAUCUGCGUCAUUACCUCGUUUAUGAAACCCUGAAGUUUCAGAACAAACAGUUCAGCCACUGCUGAGAAAAUAGUGUUGUAUUGUUGUCCUGGGCUCUGCCAAGCGGAUCUGCACUUCCCGAAGCUGAUGAUGUCAUCAGAAAUCCUCAACACUCCUCUCACCACCGUAGCUCCUCCUGGUGCGGGCACUACUCCGGGCACAUCCGGUUGCGUAAAUUCAACCGCAGAAGAAGAGCUAGUCUCGUUGUAGCUGCUGAGCAUAUCGGUUGAGAACAUGUCUUCGAAAAAAAGAUCAGUUUGCUCUGUUCUGGGUUGUAGUAAACAAGGACAGACGCUCCACAAGCUCCCCACCAAUGAGCAAACAAAAGCUCAGUGGAUAUUGUUCAUUUUUGAUGGGAAUGUGCCUGCUACAUUUCCCAAAAUUCUCCAUGUAUGUGGCAACCACUUCACGGAGGAUUGUUACACAAACUUCGCGCAAUACAAAGCAGGGCACAGCACCACACUUCGCCUCAAAGAAGGAGCAGUACCUACAAUACAUGCUGGAUUACCUGCAGCACAAGAUCGUUUUAUCCACACGGGCACACAAACAGAAGCUCCAAGUGUGAGAACAUGUGCCACUCAACUGUCAAUUGGGACCUUGAAAGCACACGUGCACAGCCAAAGGACCCAGACACCAGUGUUGUCACAUGAGACUGCUGGCACACAAACCACACUGCCGGAGUACAUGUUUUCAUCCACACCUAUAAAGGGGCCAGGGUUUGGACCACAAAAAAGAGCACGUGUUGAGUCAGAGGAGGAAGAGGGAUUCACCUCACCAGAGUCACAAGUCGACCCAAAUGACCCAACCUUUACUCCUGGCGGAUCCCUAACAACACAUGAUUCAACAAUGUUGACGGAAAGUGCUGUAUACAUGGAUAAAAAAUACAUUGUAUUUGAGUCCUGCCUGAGGGAGCUUUUUGACACAUGUCCAGUGUGCAAGAGAAAUUGCGAAGUGCAGCAGCAACAGAAGGGCACGUAUGUUGCAUUUCAUCAAACGUGUCCAAAAUGCAACUACUCCAGGAAGUGGCAAAGUCAGCCCAUGAUUAAGAACACCCCAGUUGGCAAUGUACAGUUAUCUGCUGCUACAUAUUUCACUGGUGCAUCCUUCAUCCAGCUGGAAAAGCUCCAGAUUUCUCAUUAUGACACCUUCCGGAAACAUGCAAGGAAAUACCUGGAACCUGCAAUCGUCCACAAGUGGAAGAGUGACCAGCAGGUCCUUUUCUCCACAUUGAAACCGGGGGGGAAAGUUCAAGUUGCAGGAGACAUGCGUGCAGAUUCUCCAGGGCACUCUGCAAAAUUUGGGAGCUAUUCCUUGAUGCACAUGGACAGCAACAAAAUUUUGGACCUUCAUAUAGUUCAGUGUGGGUGGUAG
Molecule: messenger RNA, 1436 nt
Organism: Solea solea (common sole)
Lineage: Eukaryota; Metazoa; Chordata; Actinopteri; Pleuronectiformes; Soleidae
Exons: 7
Coding region: 300-1436 (378 amino acids)
Source: RefSeq, a predicted model, not a curated record